Molecule: messenger RNA, 4054 nt
Organism: Hibiscus syriacus
Lineage: Eukaryota; Viridiplantae; Streptophyta; Magnoliopsida; Malvales; Malvaceae
Product: myosin-2-like
Exons: 24
Coding region: 133-3729 (1198 amino acids)
Biological process (GO): actin filament organization; vesicle transport along actin filament
Cellular component (GO): actin cytoskeleton; vesicle; cytoplasm
Molecular function (GO): ATP binding; actin filament binding; microfilament motor activity
Source: RefSeq, a predicted model, not a curated record
UUUUUCCCCGAUUCACUUCAAAACGUAUGACGUUUCGAUCUUAUUUGUCAAAAGUUUUCAGAGCGAGUUUAGCGAAGAAAUUAGUUUGAAUUUCUAAGGAAAAGUUUAUUUUUUUGUCCUCCCCCGAAAACGAUGUUAUCGGCGUCGCCUACGACUUUAGCGAAAAGCUCGCUUGAAGAAAUGCUGGAGACUCUCCAGCGGCAAGAUGAGGACGAGAGGCCUAAAGACUUACCGCCCGCUUUACCGUCGCGGCCAACGUCCAAGGCAAGACUUCCCUCGGCCCGCCGGUCGCUUCCGACGAACUUCAAAGUCGUUUCUAACGGCGAAAACGGUUGUGGCUGUGGCGGAUUUAGUGAAGUUGAAGGGAAAGAGGAAGGUAAAAGAAAGGAAGAGGAGUUGGGAGAGAAGAUAGAUGUUUUUGGGAGCAAAAAACUGAGGAGAGUUGUGAAUGUGGAUUCACCUUAUUAUUUGGAGGCAGUGGAAGGGAUGAAAGGGGAAGAUAAGGUUUCUGAUGCCAAAGCUGAGGUUAAGGAAAUAGGGAAAGGGAAGUCGAACUUAAAGAAGCGUCGUGUAUGGUACCGGCAAUCCAAUGGGGUGUGGGAAUCUGGAGCUAUACAAUCUACAUCAGGGGAGGAAUCAUUUGUAUGCCUUUCUAAUGGAAAUGUUGUAAAGGCAUCAACCAGCGAGCUUUUACCUGCAAACCCAGAAAUUUUGAAUGGUGUUAAUGAUUUAAUACAGCUUAGUUAUUUGAAUGAGCCGUCAGUUCUUCACAAUCUUAAGUACAGAUAUGCUCGUGAUGUGAUAUACAGUAAAGCUGGUCCAGUUUUGAUAGCAAUCAACCCGUACAAAGAAAUCCAAACUUAUGGAAAAGAUUUUGUCACAAGUUAUAGAGAGAAAGCUACAGACAGCCCUCAUGUUUUUGCUAUAGCAGACACUGCUUAUAAGGAGAUGAUGAAUGGUGGAAUCAAUCAAUCUAUAAUCAUAAGUGGGGAAAGUGGAGCUGGGAAAACUGAAACAGCAAAAUUUGCAAUGCAGUACCUAGCUGCUCUUGGAGGUGGCAAUGGCGGGAUAGAGUCUAAAAUCCUUGAGGCGCAUUGUAUGCUUGAAACAUUUGGGAAUGCAAAAACAUCUAGGAAUGACAAUUCUAGUCGAUUUGGCAAACUUACUGAAAUUCAUUUUACCGAAUUGGGGAAGAUAUCUGGCGCCAACAUCCAAACUUUUCUUCUGGAAAAGUCGAGAGUAGUACAGGUGGCUGCUGGUGAACGGUCUUACCAUAUCUUUUAUCAACUUUGUGCGGGUGCUCCACCAGCCCUAAGAGAGAGACUGAAUCUUAAAAUGGCUAAUGAGUACAACUAUCUUAUCCAGAGUGACAACUUGGUGAUUAAUGGUGUUGAUGAUGCACUGAAAUUCCAUAAGCUUGUGGAAGCCAUGAACAUUGUUCAAAUUUGCAAAGAACAGCAAGAGCAAGCUUUUGCAAUGCUUGCUGCAGUUUUAUGGCUGGGAGAUAUAUCAUUUCAAGUAAUCGACAACGAACAUCAUGUGGAGCCAUCAGCUGAUGAAGCUUUAACCAGUGCUGCCAGGCUUUUGGGUUGUGCAGCUCAUGAAUUGAUGCAAGCUUUAUCUACCCAUAGAAUCCCUGCUGCCAAGGAUAAUAUUGCUAAGAAAUCGACAUUGCAACAGGCAAUUGACACAAGAGAUGCAUUAGCAAAAUUCAUCUAUGCAAGCUUGUUUGACUGGCUUGUGGAACAAAUCAACAAGUCACUUGAAGUUGGUAAAAGAUGUGUUGACAGGUCCAUAAGCAUCCUUGAUAUUUAUGGGUUCGAGUCAUUUAAGAAGAAUAGUUUUGAACAGUUUUGUAUUAAUUAUGCAAAUGAGAGGUUGCAACAACAUUUCAUCCGACACCUUUUUAAACUUGAGCAAGAGGAGUAUGAGUUGGAUGGGAUUGAUUGGGCCAAAGUUGAUUUUGAAGACAACCAAGUGUGCUUGGACUUAUUUGAGAAGAAACCAUUGGGAAUACUUUCUUUGCUGGAUGAGGAAUCAAAUUUCCAAAAUGCAACUGAUUUUACCCUUGCUAAUAAGUUGAAGCAGCACCUGCAUUCUAAUUCUUACUUCAAAGGAGACAGAGGCAGGGCCUUUGGUGUUCGACAUUUUGCAAGAGAGGUACUGUAUGAUACUAAUGGCUUUCUGGAAAAGAACCGAGAUCCUCUGAACUCGGGGUUGGUCCAACUUCUGUCAUCCUGUAGUGGCCAAUUGCUACAAUCAUUUGCCAAAAAAAUGCUUGAUCAAUCUCUGAAACCAGCGAUUUCAUCUGACGCUCCAGAGCAAAGUGUUGUUAAGAAGUUCAAGGGCCAACUUUUCGAACUAAUGCACCAGUUAGAGAAUACUACACCUCACUUCAUUCGCUGCAUAAAACCAAAUUGCAAGCAGGUCUCUGACAAGUAUGAAGAAGAUGUUGUCCUGCAGCAACUUAGAUAUUGUGGAGUUUUGGAGGUUGUUAGAAUCUCAAAAUCAGGAUAUCCAACUCGAAUGACACAUCAGGAGUUUGCAGAAAGGUAUUGGUUCCUACUGUCAGAGACCAAUGCAUCUCACGAUCCAUUAAGCAUUUCAGUUGCUCUUCUAAAACAAUUUAAUGUCCUCCCUGAAAUGUAUCAAGUUGGCUAUACGAAACUGUUUCUUCGAACCGGACAGAUCGGUGCAUUGGAACAUAAGAGAAAACAGGUGUUGCGAGGAGUAAUUGGGGUUCAAAAAUACUUCCGCGGUCACCGAGCUCGUUGCCUUUUCCUUGAGCUCAACAAAGGAGCAAAAAAUAUACAAUCAUUUGUUUGUGGUGAAAGUAUCAGAAGGAAGUAUGGUAUUGAGGCAAAUAGGUGCUCAGCAUUUGCUCCUCAGUUAGUUGAUGAGCAGUUGGCAUCAGUUAUAUAUUUACAAUCUGUAAUCCGUGGGUGGUUAGUCCGGAGACAUUUCGAUAACAUUCAUAAUUCAAAACAGUUGAACCAUUUAAGCAUAAAAUCUAAACGAAAGACUGGUAGGAAGCUUUCUGAGGCAAAGGUAUUCCCCACGGUUGACAUGGAAACACCACACGAGCAGCAGAUUCAAGUUGUACCUUCUGUUAUGUCAGAGCUUCAAAGAAGGGUACUCAAGGCAGAAGCAACUUUGGGGCAAAAAGAACAGGAAAACACCACUUUACGUGAGCAAUUACAACAGUACGAGGCAAGGUGGUUGGAUUACGAAGCAAAGAUGAAAUCAAUGGAGGACAUGUGGCAAAAGCAAAUGGCAUCGUUACAGACAAGUCUUGCUGCAGCCAGAAAGAGUCUUGCUGCUGACAGUACUGCUGGUCAGCUAGGAAGAGCUGAUGUCGUAUCACCUCGCCAUUAUGAUUCUGAGGAUAACGUGUCCAUGGGAUCUCGAACUCCUGGUGUGAAAACUCCUGUUGGGGUUAGAGAGAAUGGCUCAUUGAAUGCAGUGGGAAAUCUGCUAAAAGAAUUUGAUCAGAGGAAACAAGCUUUUGACGAUGAUGCAAAAUCUUUGGUUGAAACCGGAACAGCACAACCAGUUUCUGAUGUGAAUCCUGAUGAUGAACUACGAAGGUUAAAACGCAGGUUCGAGACAUGGAAGAAAGAUUUCAAGAUGAGACUAAAGGAAACAAAGGCAAGACUACAUAAGCGUGGGCAUCAAGAAUCAGACAGAACUCGAAGAAAAUGGUGGGAGAAAUUAGGUUCAAGAUCGUGAUCGAAUCCCACCUUGAAAUGAUCAUCUUGAUUGAUCAUAAAAUUGUUGCUUAAAUGACAACCAGUGUCCAUUCUCGGGUACAGUUACAUUUACUGCAACAAAUAGAGUUGUUUUUUUUGUAGUCGACCCAGUGAGGGAGACAUUGUGCUUGUAUAUCUUACCAAUUUUUGUUACUCGGUGGGAGGAAUUACCUUGUGCAUAGACAAAAUAGGAAUUCGUCGUGUCGAGACAGCUCUUUGAGUUGUUCGAUUUAGUUUAUGUAUAUUCUGUUGUCAGUUGAUGUAAGCUCCAACAUUGUAGUUUUCGAUAUACAGAUGAAAUGUGU